AUGGAUCCCCACCUCUACCUCACCAACAUGCCCACCCCUCAACCACCAUCAACCCCCAGAAGAAUCUCAAUCCCAAAAACAAAAGCAACCAUAAUCCCCUCAACAUACACAACAACCAAACCCCCAGAAUCCUUCCCAACUACCGCAAACGGCACCCUAACCUGGCACACCCUAAUCUCGCAACCGCAAACACCAACCUCAGACCUCUCCGCCGGCAUCGCAGUCUGCCCGCCUCGCACAGGACACCUUUGUCCGCACCGUCAUGUGCAAGCUGAGAUAUACCAUAUCCUAGAGGGAGUGGGCGAGGUUACGAUUGAUGGGGUUGUUAAUAAAGUUGAGGCGGGGAGUACGGUGUUUAUUCCCGGUGAUGCGGAGCAUGGGGUUGUUAAUACGGGACUGGAGGAUUUGAGGUGGUUUUAUGUUUUUCCGACGGGGGCUUUUGGGGAUGUUGUUUAUAGAUUUGAGGAGGGGAAGAGAUUGGCGAAGCUUUAG
This is a messenger RNA of Penicillium subrubescens, 492 nucleotides long. RefSeq lists its product as uncharacterized. The transcript has a single exon. The record is from RefSeq and is a predicted model, not a curated record. Bases 1 to 492 code for a protein of 163 amino acids. NCBI's taxonomy places the organism in Eukaryota, Fungi, Ascomycota, Eurotiomycetes, Eurotiales, Aspergillaceae.